AUGGCCAAUGAAACAGAUCUGACUGAAUUCUUUAUCCUAGGCUUCUCUAAUCUUCAGGAGCUGCAGCUCUUGCUUUUUUCUGUAUUUCUCAUCACAUACAUCUGUACCUUGGUGGGGAACAUCUCCAUCAUUACCAUUGCUUGCCUGGACCCUCGGCUUCACACUCCCAUGUACUUCUUCCUAGGGAACCUCUCACUUCUGGAUAUCUGUUAUACCACCACCAACAUUCCUCAGAUGCUGGUGCAUCUCCUGGAAGAGAAGAAGACCAUCACAUAUGUUGGCUGCAUAAUUCAGCUUUAUUUCUUUGUCUUUUUUGUGGGCACAGAAUGCAUACUGCUGGCUGCAAUGGCCUAUGAUCGCUUCCUGGCUAUCUGCCACCCUUUGCACUAUACAGCCAUCAUGAAGAAAGCACGUUGUCUCCAGUUAGCUGGGGCAUGCUGGGCAGGUGGUUUCCUCAACUCUGCGGUGCACACCUAUUUCACUUUCUGGCUGCCUUUUUGUGGUGCUAAUCAGCUCAAUUAUUUCUUUUGUGAUAUCCCUCCCCUUUUGAAGCUAUCAUGUGGAGAUACCUAUCUCAAUGAGGUCAUUCUGCUUGUCGUUGGGGUCUUCAUUGGGUGGACCCCAUUUGUUUGCAUAAUCCUUUCCUACAUCUACAUCAUCUCCACUAUCCUGAAGAUUCAUUCCACUCAAGGGAGACUCAAAGCAUUCUCCACCUGUGCAUCACACCUGACCAUUGCUCUCCUGUAUUAUGGGAGUGCCAUUCUCACCUAUGUCCGGCCCAUCUCCACCUACUCAUUAGACAAAGACAGACUCAUUUCUGUCCUUUACAGCAUUGUCACACCCAUGUUAAACCCUUUGAUCUAUACUUUGAGAAACAAAGAUAUUAAGAAUGCUCUGAAAGUCUUUUUGGGGAAAGUGUAUUUAAAAUGA
Molecule: messenger RNA, 930 nt
Organism: Hemicordylus capensis (graceful crag lizard)
Lineage: Eukaryota; Metazoa; Chordata; Lepidosauria; Squamata; Cordylidae
Product: olfactory receptor 5V1-like
Exons: 1
Coding region: 1-930 (309 amino acids)
Biological process (GO): G protein-coupled receptor signaling pathway
Cellular component (GO): membrane
Molecular function (GO): olfactory receptor activity; G protein-coupled receptor activity
Source: RefSeq, a predicted model, not a curated record